CUACAUAUCCCUCUGUGGUCAGACAGCGUGCCUGGAUUGGAAUGUGCGCGCGCAGCUGGUAGUGUUGUUUGCAUUGUGCGCUGUGCCUGAGCCCCACAGAGGGAUAACGAUCGAAUGUUACUGCCGUGAGUUCGCUGAGAUCGGACCCUGAACAAGAUCGUGAGGGCGGAAAAGUGAAGCUUGCGACUGGGAGAGAUCAUGGCGGCGGCUGCGGUGGAGGUGAGUGUGAGCAGCGGCAGCAGUGACACAUCCAGCACCGGCGAGGAGGAGAGGAUGAGGCGGCUCUUCCAGACUUGUGACGGGGACGGAGACGGAUACAUCAGCAGGAACGACCUGCUCAUGGUCUGUCGCCAGCUGAACAUGGAGGGGUCUGUGGCUGAGAUUAUGCAUCAGCUGGGAGCCGAUGAACAGGGCAAGAUUUCCUUCGAGGAUUUCACAAGAUGUCGCAUGCAGCUCGUCAGUGAAAUCAGGAAGGAGGAAGGGCAGCUUUCAGUCAAAUCUGAUGACUCCUGUAAAAAGAAAAAGUUACGGGAUCGCAUCGCCUCCUGGCCAAACAGCAGUGAAAACAGUUUAGGCGCCUUAUCAGGAGCCCGUGAAAGUUGGGAGUAUGACUCAGGAGCUCGUGACCUUCAGAGCCCUGACCUGCAGAGCCAGUCGAACCUUCAGAAGCUGCUUGAAUGCGGAGGCAGCACGCUGGAGCAGCAGGCAGCCCUGCAGAAGCUGAUGACUCAGACCAACAACCUGAGCACUCCCAUGGGCGGGAGAUACCUGGAGCUAGCAAACACAUUACAUCUGGCAGCCCUGGCAUCACUAAAAGGUGACAUAGUGGAGCUGAAUAAGAGACUGCAGCAAACCGAGAGGGAGCGAGACCUGCUGGAAAAGAGGUUGGGAAAAGCUCAGUGUGAGCAGUCACACCUGAUGAGAGAGCAUGAGGAGGUGCAGGAGGGGACCACACUGCGCUAUGAGGAGAGGAUCACAGAGCUCCACAGCAUCAUAGCCGAGCUCAACAAGAAGAUCGACCGCCUGCAGGGGACAACAAUAAGGGAGGAGGAUGAGUAUUCAGAGCUGCGGUCAGAGCUCAGCCAGAGCCAGCAGGAGGCCAAUGAGGAUGAUCGCAGUGUGGACCAGGACCAGAACUCGGUCUCUGUGCCAGAGAACCACUCCACCAUGGUCACAGCGGAUAUGGAUAACUGUAGUGACCUGAACUCGGAGCUGCAGAGGGUGCUGACGGGGCUGGAGAAUGUGGUGUGUGGACGAAAGAAAAGCAGCUGCAGUCUUUCGGUGGCUGAGGUGGACCGGCACAUCGAGCAGCUCACUACCGCCAGUGAGCAUUGCGACCUUGCCAUUAAGACAGUGGAGGAGAUCGAGGGGGCACUGGGUCGAGAUUUCUACCCCACUCUGGCAGAGGAGAGGUCGCGCUGGGAGAAGGAGCUGGCUGGCCUUCGGGAAGAGAAUGAGAGCCUGACCGCCAUGCUGUGCAGCAAAGAGGAGGAGCUCAACAGGACCAAGGCCACCAUGAACGCAAUCCGAGAGGAGAGGGACCGGCUCAGAAGAAGGGUACGAGAACUACAGACUCGGUUGCAGAGUGUCCAGGCGUCAGGCCCUUCCAGUCCAGGAAGACUGACCCCAGUCAGCCGCCCAGUCAACCCCAGCACUGGAGAGCUGAGCACGAGCAGCAGCAGCAACGACAUCCCCAUUGCCAAGGUGGCUGAAAGAGUAAAGCUCUCCAAAACAAGGUCAGACUCCUCUUCUUCAGACAGGCCUGUGCUGGGAUCAGAAAUCAGCAGCAUAGGGGUGUCCAGUAGUGUAGCGGAGCACUUGGCACAUUCAUUACAAGACUGUUCCAACAUCCAGGAAAUCUUCCAAACUCUUUAUUCACAUGGCUCUGCCAUCUCGGAAAAUAAAAUUCGGGAAUUUGAAGUGGAAACAGAAAGGCUUAACAGCCGAAUUGAGCACUUAAAAUCCCAGAAUGACCUUUUAACAAUCACCCUGGAGGAGUGCAAGAGCAAUGCAGAGAGGAUGAGCAUGCUGGUUGGGAAAUACGAGUCCAACGCUACAGCUCUGAGACUCGCCCUGCAGUACAGUGAACAGUGUAUCGAAGCAUACGAGUUACUGCUUGCCCUGGCUGAGAGUGAACAGAGUCUCGUUCUUGGCCAGUUCAGAGCUGCAGGCGUGGGAUCAGUAGCAGGUGACCAGACAGGUGAUGAAAACAUUACCCAGGUGUUAAAGCGGGCCCACGACUGCAGGAAGACAGCUGAGAACGCCGCCAAAGCCCUCCUGAUAAAACUGGACGGCAGCUGCGGUGGAGCAUGUGCAGUGACGGGAUGCAGCGUGCAGCCCUGGGAGAGCCUGUCUUCAAACAGCCACACAAGCACUACAAGCUCCACAGCAAGUAGCUGUGAUACAGAUUUCACAAAGGACGAUGAGCAGAGGCUAAAGGACUACAUCCAGCAGCUGAAGAAUGACCGGGCGGCAGUGAAGCUGACCAUGCUGGAGCUGGAGAGCAUUCAGAUCGACCCCCUGAGCUACGACGUCAAGCCUCGGGGCGACAGCCAGAGACUCGACCUGGAAAACGCUGUCCUCAUGCAAGAGCUCAUGGCAAUGAAGGAGGAGAUGGCUGAGCUGAAGGCCCAGCUCUACCUGCUGGAGAAGGAGAAGAAGGCUCUGGAGCUGAAGCUGAGCACAAGAGAGGCGCAGGAGCAAGCCUACCUGGUGCACAUCGAGCACCUCAAGUCCGAGGUGGAGGAGCACAAGGAGCAGCGAAUGAGGUCCGUCAGCUCCACCAGCAGCAGUGGGGGUGGCAAAGACAAGCAGGGCAAGGAUUCCGGAGAUGGGGGGACACCUGCUGUAGCUCUUUCCCAUCUAAGAACCCUUAAUGACAGUGAUCUGGCGGCAGAGCUUACAAAUGCACUCAGGCGAGAGAAGAAACUUAAGAGUCGAGCCCAGGAGUUGGUCGCCGCUUUGGAAAGACUCACAAAAAGCAGCGAGGUGCGGCACCAGCAGUCUGCAGAGUUUGUCAAUGACCUGAAAAGGGCCAACAGCAACCUGGUUGCAGCCUAUGAGAAAGCAAAGAAGAAACACCAAAACAAACUGAAAAAACUGGAGUCUCAGAUGAUGGCCAUGGUGGAGAGACACGAGACGCAAGUGAGGAUGUUGAAACAGAGGAUAGCACUGCUGGAAGAGGAAAACUCCAGGCCUCACACCAAUGAAACCUCUCUUUAAGAAGAGAUCAUUGGCUCCCAUAAAGGUGCCCCAGAGAGAAAAACUCUUUUAAAGACCUGUAACAUGGACAAACAGAGAUGGCACUUUGCUACACACAAAGUGGUCUUGGGUGUUGAGUUUUUGUUCCAGAGUUCCAUCCUGCUGCAUCCUUGAGAUCGUCUCAGCUGGCAGCCAUUUCUGAGCAAAUGCAUACUUUACCAUGCAGUCCUUUAAGGCACAUAAAUGUAUCAUUAUAGUAUAUCAGCUGCUGCUGCUGCUGCAACCCACUGUCAUCGAACUUCAAUCCUUGGAGAGCUUCUCACUUUAAACAGCACACACCCUUCUUCAACACUCGUGGAUGAAGACAAAAGCAGUUGCCUCUUACAAGCUUGUUCGAUUCUGUUCCAUUUCCACCAGCAGCUAAUUCAAUUAUCACAAUGGAAAAAAAAAACAUUAUGCUUGCAAAGCAUUACCACAAAAAGUGCCAUUGAAUGUAUUGCAGUACCUGUCAGACUUUAUACUGUGCAUCACACAUUAUUUUACUAGCUGCCAUUGACCAUUUGGUUUCUGUUUGUCGAACUGUCUUAAGUUUUUGUUUCAAUAUCAUUUACAGUAUUCUUUUUUGUUGACCAUUGUUUAAGGCUAAUAAUUGACACCUCUAUGGAGUUGUUUUUAGGGCAUGUUUACCCAGAUACAUAACUCAAAAUCUAAAUGAAGAGAUCCUUACAGCCAUUUAACUGCCUUUGUACAACCAGUCUGCUCCAUUACAGUGUUAGGACCUACAAUCAGUGUUUACAUGCUUGCAGUCAAAAUCUACAGCUAUUCUGAAUAGCUGAAUUACAUGUGCAUUGGCAUUUGUAUAGUUUUUUUUUUUUAAUGUCUCAAAGUGUUAUUCAGAUACCCAGAUGAAGUUUCCUACUUCCCGUUGACUUUGACCAUGUAGUCCAGUAUAACACUUACACUGGUUACAACAGACCCAGCUGAAUUGAAAGUUGUCCAUUACUGAAGUAAAUCUUCUAAUAUGUUAAAUAAGCUACGAAAUGGUCUAUCUUGCACAGCCCUAUCUUUUUGCACACAUGGACAACAUCAAAAUGCAUGUGGACAAAGCAUUAUUAUUCAGAAUACCGAUGUUCAAAAUAUAUUCUACAUAUAAUAAUUAUGUUGAUUGAAUGUGAAGGUAAUAAAUUAUAUUGUUCCUGUUCUGCAUUUAUCUUCAAAUUACAGCAAAAUGUGUUGCAGUUUUGUUUUUAAAUACUUGUGUAUUCCAAGGUACCAGGUAUUUGAUCCGCUUUGGAAAUCCCCAGGUUUUUUUUUUUUUUUUUCCUCCAGUUUUAAACAUCUGUGAUUUCAUUUUCAGAUAUCAGACCUCUGCACUUAAAUUGGUCUGAAAACUGGUAAGAUUUGUUAUUAAUUGAAUAUGUAAGAAUGUCUACAAACUCUUAAUUUGCACAGAUAUUAUACUGCUUUGGAAACAGGUCUCUGUCAACACUUCCAGUGAUUUAAAUAACGGAUUUAAUUUGGGUUUAUUGUAAUAUGAAAGUUGUAAGCAUGUUAGGGGGCUGUGAUACGAUACAGAGAGCAGACUGUUACAGAUUACCAGUUCACUUCUGUCUCCAUUGACGUGUGGAGCUAUUCCAUUCUCUGAUUAAGAAUGCCUUUUUUCUUCAGUUUAUAAUUCAGUAAUUACAUGGUUAUAUAAAAAUGUAUAUACACCAGGUUGAAUGUACAGCUAUAUUGUAAGCACAUGUUCAUAGUUUGGCUUUUUAAAGGUGUAAUAGUACAGCGCCAAGGAAUAUAAUUUCAUUAACUGUUUAAAUUCAUGGAUCCAAGGUACCAUUCCAGAGCAAGUAGACAGUGGUAUUGUUUUAAGGGUAUUUCUGGUUGUCUGUCUAUUUUUGUGUUUCUUUAGUUGCUGUAAAAUCGUUAUUUGACUCAUUUUAUAUAGAAAAAAAAAAUCUCUCCAUUUAUUUAUGAGACAUUUAAAAUACCUUUAUUUUACAAAAAGGUCUUAUAUCCAGAAUAAAUACUUUUAUUGGCAAA
Acipenser ruthenus (sterlet) is the source of this 5241-nucleotide messenger RNA. RefSeq names its product colorectal mutant cancer protein-like. The coding region runs from base 199 to 3222 and encodes 1007 amino acids. The transcript is spliced from 19 exons. The record is from RefSeq and is a predicted model, not a curated record. Gene Ontology annotation, molecular function: calcium ion binding. NCBI's taxonomy places the organism in Eukaryota, Metazoa, Chordata, Actinopteri, Acipenseriformes, Acipenseridae.